AUGCAUCCGGAGUGGGGUAUAGGAGCCGUGCUUCAUCAGAGAAAGAAACCAGUAGCCUUCUUCAGUGAGAAACUAAGUGGAGCCACUCUCAACUACCCCACUUAUGACAAAGAGCUUUACGCUUUGGUUAGAGCUUUGGAGACUUGGCAACAAUUACCUAAGUACAAGAAGGGAAGGAAAAACAUGGUAGCUGAUGCCUUAUCAAGAAGACAUGCUUUGAUCACCACUAUGGAUGCUAAGGUGCUAGGGUUUGAGCAUAUUAAGGAGCUAUACAAAGAUGACCCGGAACUGAAAAGAAGCAUACCAGAAUUGUGGAAAGGAGCUUUCCAUUCUUAUCAUUUGCAUGAAGGGUUCUAUUUAGAGACAAGCGUUUGUGCAUUCCCCAAAGUUCCAUGA
Molecule: messenger RNA, 396 nt
Organism: Raphanus sativus (radish)
Lineage: Eukaryota; Viridiplantae; Streptophyta; Magnoliopsida; Brassicales; Brassicaceae
Exons: 2
Coding region: 1-396 (131 amino acids)
Source: RefSeq, a predicted model, not a curated record